AUGAUGAAUCAGACUGUUACCGUGAAUAUCCCAGGAGGUUGCAGCUUUGAAAGCGACAUCUGUUGGUGGCAGACGAGCGGCUGGUCACGGUACCCAGGCCCCAACCGUCCAGUUCCGUAUGCACCCCUGAGUGACCACUCAACGAACUCGUCGGAUGGACAUUUCCUGGUAGCCGACCUCGCGAGUGGCCAGGCAAAUGUCGCGAGCUUUUACAACCAGCAUGUGCCAGCGACAUCAAACAAAUCCCAGUGCCUGACCUUUUGGUACUACCUGUUUGCUCAAGAUCGACAACUCGGCUACCUACGGGUCAUAGCGGGAAACAGUUUUGAAAAUGAAACUAUCGAAAGCAACACAAUAUUGUGGCAGUUGAAAGGUCAAUCAGACAACAAGUGGCAUUUUGCUCAGGUCAACAUCAGCAGGAUGUACACAACCAGGUCAUAUAAGUUAAUAUUUGAGACCAACCUGGGAUCCCAAGAAACAGGUGUGGCUGCAGUGGAUGACACACUACUGGAGAUCAAAGACUGCUCCACAUCUCCAGACAUUGCUCAGCCUACACCUCCAUCAGUGGUAGAUUGUAGUUUUGACAACGGCCCAUGUGACUGGCAGCCAGCCAAAGGCAUUCCUUACAACUUCACUUAUACAAACACACGCUAUGUCACAGGAACUCGCUACUACCUGUCAGCUGACAGCUCAGUGUUGCCAGAGAAUUCUCUGUUGUAUCUCUUGUCACCAACUUUACCACCAGCAAACAUUGGCUGUUUCACCAUGGUGUACAGGGCAACCAAUACAGGCUUCUCUGACAUCAGUUUGCUUAUGUUGACUGGAUCCUCCAGUAUUGCUGUGUGGCGCCUUCACUCAAACAAUAACAGGUGGCAGUCAGCCAGUGUAAACAUAGCAAAUAAAUGGGAUCAUAAACUUAUGUUGAAAGUGAAAGUAGGAAUUCCAGUCUAUGGCAGUGUGGCAAUUGAUGACAUCAAACUUAACCAUGGAGCAUGCAAGAGAGAGGGUAUAUACAACUUUGAAGAUGGAAACUCCAAUGAGUUUACACAAGUCCCAGCCUCUGACUUUCUGUGGCCAGUGAAGAGGGCAGACAGUACAAUACUUGCUGUUGAUCACACCUACACGUCUCCUCUAGGCCACUUCCUGCAAGCGGAUCUGAAGCCUGUGUUUGCUGGCUCAAGCUCACAAGUUGAAUCACCUUACUACCCUCCCACUAGGGAGGAAUGUUUUUUCUUCUGGUACGUCAAACUGGGAUCUAACACAAGCACCUUGUCCAUCCUCAAGUCUGUCCAGAGUGUAGGGGAAGAGGUGGAGAUGGAGGCAUUGUGGGAUACUGUGGGCAGUACCACUUCCUGGACCAGAGCAUAUGUGGAUAUCUUUUCUUCAGACCCUUAUAAGACCCUUAUAAGUACCACUUCCUGGACCAGAGCAUAUGUGGAUAUCUUUUCUUCAGACCCUUAUAAGCUAAUUUUUCAAGUGGAUGUGGGCAUCAACCAUCUACAUGACGAGGUCUACCUGGAUGACAUCAGUUUCAGCACGUUACCUUGCCCAGAAAUAGCUGACUGUGACUUUGAGGGGAGUUUUGUCUGUGGUUACACAAGUUCCAGUGCUGAUGAAGUCUUGUGGCGCCUGGUCUCUGCCAGCAACCCUGACACUGUCAUGCCAGUUGAUCACACCACACUGUCUGACAGAGGUUCUUACAUGGAAGUUGACUUUCCAAUGUCCACUCCUAGGAAAUUGUCCAUCAGACUUACCAGCCAGCCCCUGAUAGCAGCAGCUGUACGCUGCUUCAGUUUUUGGUUCUAUGGGAGAGGUUCAGGUGUACUAAAACUAUAUAUUACAACUGAAUCGUACGAAAGCAUACUUCUAGAAAGAGCAGUUAGUGAUGACUUUAAACACAGAAGUGAGCGCACUUGGAGGAAUUUCCGUGUGGACAUCACAGACACCACCUUGCAGUACACAGUUACCAUUGAGGCGGAUGGUUAUCCCAACUCAUCCUUUGCUGUGGAUGACAUCACGUCCGUCCAAGGCCAAUGUGUUGAUAUGGAGAAAAGUGGUGACAUUCAAGCCAACUUUGGACCCCAGCUUGACCCUGGCAAAAGAAUGGUUGGCUGUGACUUUGAAAAUGGAACAUUGUGUGGCUUUCAGCCUGAUAACAAAACAGACUUGAACUGGUCAAUAUUUUCUAGUUCUUCUAGACAUACUAAGAGUACUGGACUAAACUUUGACCAAACAACAAGCAGUAAAUUUGGGCACCAUAUAUAUAUGGAUGCAUCAGGCAAAAACGUGUCAUCAGUAGCCAGGUUAGUGAGCCCUAUUGUCAACACUGGAGGUAAAAUCUGUGUCAGCUUCUAUUACGGGAUGUACGGGUCAAGUGUGGACAGGCUGGCCUUGUACGUGAGACAGGCUGGACAGGGGGAGAAACUUUACUGGACCAGGUCAGGUAAUCACGGCCAGAGGUGGAUACACCAGAUGGUGGAGGUGGCCGGGGACUACCAGCCCACACAAGUCAUCUUUGAGGGGGUGGUGGGGAGGACUGCGGAGAGUGAUAUUGAUCUAGACGAGGUGUGGAUUUACAACCAGCCCUGUCCACCUAAUGGGUACUGUGACUUUGAAGAUGAAGAGUCAUGUGAUCUUGAGCAAGACAACAUGGAUGAUGAUGAUUGGACAUUUCAUUUCCUAGCCAGCUCUCUGCAUAGAUUAGCUCCCCUUAUAGACCACACAUAUGGAACAGGGGAAGGCCAUUACCUGUAUAAAAAUCUAAGCACAGAACAAACAACUGGGGAGCUGUCCAGACUGCUGACCCCAUUACUGGACGCUGCCAGUGUCCACUGCCUGACAUUUUGGUACUACAUAAGCAACCCCCCUCAGCUGAGCAGCAGCCAUGUCCUGGCUGUCAGAACCAGAGAUGAGAGUGGACAGGAGACUGACCUAGGAGUCUUAAAGGGCAGGGGACUCAACACAUGGAACUCUGCACACUUUUCUAUUGAUCACAGGUCUACGGAAAAAUUUCAGAUAAUAUUUGAAAGCCAAAAAGUUGGGAGUUAUGGGGCUAUUGGUAUUGAUGAUAUUGAGUUAUUGACAGAGAGCUGCUACACCCUUGUGAACUGUGCCCUUGAAACAGACACAAUGUGCAACUGGCAUCAGUCAUCUACAGAUGCAUCACCACCAUGGGAAAUAAUCCAGGAUGACCACUACAUGCGGGUCAGCUUCACCAACAGACCAGGCCCACCACAGAUCUCCACUGUAGUAUCGGAACUUGUACCUAGCACACACCUGGCUGAGUUUUGUUUUACUUUCAGUUACAUGAUGUUUGGAGAUAACAUUGGCUGUCUUAAUGUUUCUUUACAUGACGUUGCCCCAAGCUCCCAGACACCACCUCCACAGGUAGACCUGACAGUGUUGAGUGAAUGUGGUGAGCAAGGAGUCAGCACAUGGCACACAGCUCACAUCAACAAACCCCAGACCUUCAACAGCACAGAGUUCCAAAUUGCCAUAUCAGCCUCAUCAACCUUACAACCCAAUAGCACAAAACUAGGGGAGAUUAGAAUUGCUAACAUACAACUCUUCCCUCAUAGUUGCUUACAAGAAGAAAAUGUGAACUACACCUGUAGAGACAGCCAGACUGUGAUCAGUUUAUCCAAAGUUUGUGAUUUUAUCAGAGACUGCCCUGCUUCAGAUGAUGAGGAAAAUUGUGGCACCUGUAGUUUUGACAGUAAUUUCUGCCACUGGGUGGAUGCCAGCUUGGGCUCAGAGAAGUUUGGUCUAGCCUCUAGUAUCCCAGGCAACAAUAUGCCGUUAAACUAUCUGGGCCAAAAUAAAGGUGAUUAUGUGGCUGUGGAAGGAGACCCUGACACAUCACAGACUUUGAUUGACUUGGUCCUCACCCAGGAGCUGGGUCCCUCACCCCCACAAUGUGUCCUCAGAUUCCUCUACUACCUCCACGUCAGUCUAGACUCAGAACUGGGUGAUCUGUUUGUUGUGCUGGAGGAGGGUGGGGAGGAGACAGUCAUCUGGAGAAGUUUGAGAGUCAGCAGCACUGACUGGCAUGAGGCUCAAGCCAUGAUUGACAACAUUCACUCUCGUUUCAAGCUUCACUUCCGUGCCAACCAACUCGGCUACCUGCAGACUAUUGCUAUUGACAACAUAGAGUUUGUAAACUGUAUGUUUCCAGUUUCAGUGUUCAGCAGUGGUGUGUGUGCCCCACCUAUGUUUGCCUGUAAGACAAAUGUAACUUGUGUACAGGAGAGUUCUGUCUGUGACUACACUGACAACUGUGGAGAUGGGGCGGAUGAGGACACCAACAUGUGCAGUGCUUAUGUCAGGGACAACUUUGAAUACAGCCUGGGGAACUGGCAACAAGACCAGGGUGAUGACCUUGAUUGGCACCGUCACCAAGGUCAAGGGGUCAAUGUCUAUGAUGGUCCACGUCGAGAUCACACACUAGGAACUCAUUUUGGCCACUACAUGUUGUUUGAAACAGCUGGACAGCAGGCAGGUCAAAGGUCACGGCUCCUCAGUCCUAUGUUUGCACCAUCUGACCAGUGUAAAAUGAGAUGGCAUGUGUACAUGUAUGGGACAAACCCUGCCCACCUCACUGUGAGCGUACGCACAACAGUGAGAGGACCAGAGACAGUGGUCAGUGAGUUAAAGGAGAGUCUGGGUGACACUUGGGAGUCACGCGUCAACCUGCUCAACAUUCAAACUGACUUUCAGGUGGUGAUAGAAGGAGAGGCCACAGGCUUGCAUUCUUCCAACAUUGGCGUUGAUGACAUCAGUUUUAGUCUAGAGUGUGUGUUGUCUAACAAGACACUUCCAGAAGGUUCCGCAGCCCCCACCUCCUCCCCUCCCUGUGGUGCUGGUCAGUUUAUGUGUACAUCUGGACAAUGUAUCAACCAAAGCCUUGUUUGUGAUUUUGUGACUCAGUGCAUGGACGCAUCUGAUGAAGCGCAGUGUGGUUCCUGUACCUUUGAGGCAGGUGAGUGUGGCUGGACAGAUGAAAGCCUUGGGGACAAGGUGUGGUCACUACUGGCUGCUGGGACAGUUGGCACACCCUACUCUGAUCACACUUUUAGUGCCACUGCUUUCAAAGGUCACUACUUGAUGCUGGACCACGGUGUGGGCGUGGCUGACCUGCCUGCCUAUCUGGUUGGGCCAACUCUGACAGCUACAGGCAGUGACUGCUCCAUGGGGGUUUAUGUUUUCAUAGAUAACCCAGGCAAUGUUGCAGUUGAGUUUGGAUUAAGAAAUGGCACAGACCCAUUCAGAGCAGUGAUAACCUUGACCUCAGUUCAUAUUGGACCCAGUAGUGUGCCUGGUGGAUGGCUGAAGUACUCCUAUCAUAUUGGCGCCCUACCUUCAGGGUCACAGGCUUUUGUGAAGGCGAGUGUGGUGAACACAUCAGCAACACUUCUGCCACGUUUACUUCUGGACGACAUCAGCUUCAACAAUUGCCAGCCAGAUGUAGUCUCAAAUUUAACAGAUGCAACUUGUGACUUUGAGCAAGAUUUCUGUGGCUACUUCAAUGACUACACACAGACUGGUCAGUGGGUGCGUAGUGUUGCCACUCCAGCCAAAAGUGGACCACAACAUGACCACACCACAGGCCAGGGUUACUUCAUCUACACCAGGUUUAAUCCUGACUUUAAUCAUCAGCAAACAGUGGCCAGACUUUUGACUGGCGUAUUGGAUGCCAGUGGCCUAAAAGAUGGCUGCCUGUCAUUCUUCUACAACCUGGUUGGGCUUGAGGUAUCUUUAAAUGUUUUCCUGGUGGAGGAGAGGAACCAAACUUUAAUUUUCACCCAAUCUAAUGUGGACAACACUUGGACAUAUGGACAGGCUAGAGUCACCCCCACACAACAGUUUCAGGUGCACUUUCAAUCAGCAGCAUCAACAUUGAAUCUACAUCAUUCAAUACACAUUAUUUGA
This is a messenger RNA of Physella acuta, 5928 nucleotides long. RefSeq names its product MAM and LDL-receptor class A domain-containing protein 2. Gene Ontology annotation, cellular component: membrane. Gene Ontology annotation, molecular function: protein binding. The record is from RefSeq and is a predicted model, not a curated record. NCBI's taxonomy places the organism in Eukaryota, Metazoa, Mollusca, Gastropoda, Physidae.